This is a messenger RNA of Fusarium musae, 1761 nucleotides long. RefSeq lists its product as uncharacterized. The coding region runs from base 1 to 1761 and encodes 586 amino acids. Lineage: Eukaryota; Fungi; Ascomycota; Sordariomycetes; Hypocreales; Nectriaceae. Gene Ontology annotation, molecular function: protein binding. The record is from RefSeq and is a predicted model, not a curated record. The transcript has a single exon.
AUGUCUUCGUCUACCGACACAAAAGAAAAGCCCCCUUAUUGUCGUUUCACUGAAGACCCAAACGCCAAGUACAAAAGUCAAGGACUUGAGAGACUUUGUCCAGUGCCCAUGACGAUGCUUCAUUCGGAUGGUUCAAUCUUAUAUGAGACUGUAUACUUUGAACUCUUGUAUGAGAUCGUUGUGCAGAAUGAUACCAAUGCUCUUCAGAAAUAUCUCACGAUUGCACCUUGGGCUAUCUCGUUGGAGCCGGUUUCCGCAAACGAUUUAUGGGCCGUCCCAGACAGACAUCUGUUUCCAGACGAAUGCAACUGUGACAUUGUCGUAGACAUAAACUACUGCAUGUCAGCAGCCUCUCGGGGAAGUCUUGGUGUGCUUAAGAUUCUUCUGAAUCACUGCACGAAGGGCAAGGAUCCAGAUAUGAAAAUCAGAAUCGAUCCUGAACAAGGUCUGUUAUUGAACGAAGCCGCCCACCAUGGCCAGGUCGAUAUAGUCCGAUUUCUACUCGAUAACCAACCACGAUACGCCAGCAUCUAUGAACGCGACCAGAACGAUCAUACUGCAUUACUAUCAGCUGCGUCGGCCUAUAAUAUCGAUUUGCCUACUUCUGCACAAGAGGGACUACCUGGACCUGCGGAAAGCGAGGCAAUCAUAAAUCUGCUAUUAGACCGAGGUGCCUCCGCGUCUGAUGUGUCAUACGGAGAUGGAAAACUUCACAACACAGUCCUGACUUUGGCUGCGGAGUGGGCAGGCUCACAGUUGCUCAAAAGGCUCAUCGACGAUGGUGCCAAUAUUUACACUAAGGUGACAAGAUUUGAAUGGGAGCACAAAUUUUGGAACAUACCUGACAGCAACUUCGAAGUCAAUGCACUAUAUGUUGCUUGCACUUACGGAAACUUCGAAGCUGUCAAGACUCUUAUUGAUUGUCGGGGUGCUGAUGUGGAUAUCCUGGAUGUUCUUUGGCAACGCGACAGUCGUGGAAGUCUUCCUUUCCAUUGGGUGACUCAAUGCUCCUUGCCAAAGGAGAGCUUUGGAUACUCAAAAGCGGCUGUUCUCGAUAAAGCACGGAGCAUUACAAAUAUUAUUGAAUUAUUCUUGGACCUGGACCCAACCGUUAUCAACAUCGCCGAUAACGAUGGAAAUACACCUUUACACUACGCCACCCGGUCACCAAGUCGAUACGAUAAGAUGUACACUCCUAUAAUCCAGCUCCUUUGCGCCAGGGGCGGCGAUGCAAGGAUACAGAACACAGAAGGUCAAACACCUCUGCAUACCGUAUUCCGUCCCGAGGAUGGUGAUGACUAUAGAGUAUACUAUCGCAAAAAGAAUCCCAUAAACACAGCUACAGUAGAAACUUUGCUCGCCCAUGGUGCAUCUCCAACCGACAUCGAUAUGGCCGGUGAUACGCCACUGCAUAUCGCAGCGGCGAACCUAGAAUGGGCCGAUGUCGUGUUACUUCUUCUUGCUCACGGCGCUGACCCUGCGCUACCGAACUUGAACGGGCAGACAGCCCUUCACCGAGCUGCUGCUGGUACCUACUUGGGACUCAACAAGGAUUACAAGUCGCCGGAAAGAAUUAAGGCGCAGGAGGAUAUGUUAUCAAGACUGGUAAAGGCUGGAGGGGUGGAUUUGAUGGACUUGGCAGACUUGGAGGGACUGGACCCAAGAGAAAUAUGUGACAAGACGAGGCAGGGAUGGAAAGAGUUGGAUGGCCCGCCAAAGCAAACUGGAAAUCGAAGAGGACCAAGGAUGCAUAAGAUUUAG